GGGGAGUCUAGAUUCUGUUGGAAGAAAUCAAAAGCCUAGUUGUUGGGCAUUUCAAAGACAGCGUUUACAGUGUUAACAUACUUGGUAAUCUGCAGGGGGUAGCUUUUUUAAGUUUUUUUUUGUUUGUUUUGGUAUUUUUGUUUCGUUUUACAUUGAUCCUUUGAAUAGCAUAUGCAGUUUUCAGAGUUGUUCUUUGAGCCGCUUCCUUGAAGUGCUAUAUCAUCGUAGCUUGAAACUUUGUUAUACUCGAUUUUAUUCUUGAUAGCCAGAGCUCUGUAACUUCUACGGAUUUCUACAGACAAAAGCUGUGUAUCCCAUUUUACUGGGUUCACCUUCCCAAGAUUUGCUGCCAAGUUGACUGUUACUUUUGUGAUCUCUUAAGCUAUUUUGUAGUGACAGUAGUUACCAGUUUUUACAUCCAGAGGUCUGGUGUAAAAAGAAAGGAUUGUUGAUACUUUUGGGACACAGCCUAUAUAAGAUUAGACAAAAUCCUGUGAGAGUGUCUUUUGUGAAUAUUUGCAUUGCAGAUUAGAGCUUCAGUUUUAUGUCAGAUUCUCUGAGAUUUGUCUUAAUAGCUAUUUAAAUUUGCAAAACCAUAAAAUGGAUCACAUUGUAACAGAAUUCAGGAAGAAUGGGUGCUUCAAUUUCCAAAUAAUUGGUUAAAUUCUUCCAAGCUUUGAAAAAUGUACUUUUUUACAUUUAUUUCAUAAUCUGAAAGAAGAAUAGCAUUUGGAAUAAUGGCAACAGGAGACCUAAAUGGAAGUUUAAGAAAGAUUGAACAAGGACUUCGCUUGUUAAAUUAUCCAAGAGAUGUGGAUUAUACAGUGUUAGUAAAGGGUGAUCCAGCUGCAUUUUUACCUAUCAUCAGCUAUUGUUUUACAUCUUUUUCAACUUGCAUAGCAGAGCUUUUGGUGAAGUGUGAUGUGGAACUGACAGCCAAGAGUGACUUGCGUUUUAUCGAAGCUGUUUAUAAGUUUCUUCGAGAUCAAUUUCAAUAUAAACCAAUUUUAACAAAAGAGCAGUUUCUUCAGGUUGGCUUUGCGGAAAGAAAAAUGCAAAUUGUUUGUGACAUUAUCAACUGUGUGGUGAAGAAACAUAAGGAGUUGAGUAACUCUAGUAAGGUUAAAUCCCAAACAAGAAAAAAAAUCAGACCUUUUAAAUUUGAAGUAUGGUCAAAUUGUGGUAAAGGUCUUGCUGAUCCAAGUCGCAGUUCUCUGAAUUCUAAACAGAAGCCUCUAGUCGAACGGCACUCAGGAAGUGAAGUUAGUGGUGAUCUUCAUCCACUGCCCCUUCCAGCACAGGGAGGGACUGAGGAAGAAUUGUGCCCAGAUCAUGGUAUUGUGGAAGUUAAAUGUGAACAAGUCAUAGAAGAAAAUUCACAAAUUGAGUUUUUAAAGAAUCAGCUUGCAGAUUUCCAGGAAAAGCUUCAUAAGCUAGAUUGGAUGGAAGACAAACUACAAGUUUUAGAAGAGAAACUGCAAGGAAAGGUGAUCAUAGAUGAGAAGGACUGGAAUAACUUAUUGAAUCGAGUUUUGCUUCUUGAAACAGAACUGUUGUUACAAUCCAGAAAGAGAGACUUACCUAAAGAGUUCAGCAAUAUAAAUCAAAAAAGAACUUCUAGUAGCAUUCCAGUUUCUCUUGAUACAGAGAGGAAUGAGGAGAUGCCAGAGAGUCAUCUUCAGUCGUCUGGAUGCAGUUCACUGUUAUCCACAGACCAAUCUCCCAGAGACAUGACCAUUAAUUCUCAUGAUCUGACAGACAUUUCAAAGGAGACAAUCAGACAAAGAAUGGAAAAGAUAAGUAAAAUAAUUGAAGAAACCUUCAACUUGUUCAAAACACCAAGCCCACCUCUGGGAAUACCUGCAAGCACAGAUCUUCAGACCUGUUCUCUGCACACUUACGGAUACCAGAAAUAAUCUGUAUCUUUGUACAGUGUUAAAUUUUUAAUAUAUCAAAUUUGUAAUGAUCACCAGUGCUUUUAUUGCUUUGAAUAAAUAUUUUACUCAUGCAUCUUUGUAUUGAUUUCCCUCCCCACGACCACAAUUUUUGGUUUUAAAGACUGUUCAAAUAGCUUCUUCCCCUCUCCUUGCACUUUUGUAAAUUGAAGUCAUUACAGCAGUGUAUUCUUGUGUUGACAUUUGUUAGCAGUGUGCUAAGUAAUAUGUUUUUUAAAGUGUGGGCUUGAGGACUGUGGUUUACAUCCUGUUGGAAACAUUCCAGCUGGAACUUGCAUAUUACACCCAAGAGGCAUUCUUACAUACCAUCUUACCAUCUGUACUGUUGAAUAAGUCUUAAUAAAAAACUUUCAUACAGUUUCAAAUAUGUACCUUUUUUGCUGUUUUUUAUUUUUAAAUAUAAGUUUUCAUGCUGAGCUGGAGAGCACCAACACUUUAUGGCUUCCAUUAACACUGACAAAGUGAGGGUCAGUUUGAUCCUAAACACAAAAAUGUGCAAGUAAGUCCACAGACUUUGACUGCAAGGGAUGUGUUGAGUGUUUUAGUGCUCUUACCCAACACAUUUUAAGACCAGCAGCACAGAUGGAGACCAGUCAGUAUACAAAGAAACACAACAUUUUCAUUAUUUGAAGCCAUAUUGAGAUUUCUGUUUAGAGACAUAAGUAGAUGUAAGACUUCCAUAAACAUAUGAUCAAACCAAAGAUGUGUGAGGCUUGAUUAGAUUUAUUUAAUUGUUUAUUGCUUUUUGUAAAUUGGUAGUCUAUCAUAUCAAGGUUCCUUUGUGUUUUAAUACUUCACUUUAAAAGAUUUUUGGAGUUUAAUAGACCAGUCAGAAUUUUCUGGGGGGCAGAGUUUGCAGAUGAAGGCAAAAGCAGAUGUUUGGCAUGCUGUAAAAAGUAAUUUCUAUGUUUUAACAAUAACUAUGAUUUUUUUUCUAUAACCAUAUGGAAUAUAAAUGGACUUUAUUUUACACAAAAACAGAAGAGCUUAUGGUAAUAUGUUAUAUUAAGUAGUUCUGGGUUUUUUAGACUUCUGUGAAUGGAUUUACUUUUUCAGUUGUUUAAAAAUAAAAGAACCUAUGAAGA
Messenger RNA from Vidua chalybeata, 3040 nucleotides. It is a transcript of the gene CEP44, whose product is annotated as centrosomal protein 44. NCBI's taxonomy places the organism in Eukaryota, Metazoa, Chordata, Aves, Passeriformes, Viduidae. The coding region runs from base 738 to 1916 and encodes 392 amino acids. Gene Ontology annotation, cellular component: centrosome; spindle pole. The record is from RefSeq and is a predicted model, not a curated record. The transcript has 11 exons.